Spodoptera littoralis (African cotton leafworm) is the source of this 669-nucleotide messenger RNA. The record is from the annotation of a GenBank genome assembly. Lineage: Eukaryota; Metazoa; Arthropoda; Insecta; Lepidoptera; Noctuidae.
AUGUGGAAUCGGAUCGUUUUUUGUUGUUUCUUUUUUGUGUUAGUGUGUGCUCAAACCGGAGAUGAUAAUGACAAAUGUUUGGAGAUAGACUGCGUUGGAGAAGGAUAUGAAUGUAUCGAUGGCACGUGCUAUUGUGCCAAGGGUUAUAUACCAAACCACUUCCAGGACAAAUGUAUGAGAUGUCCAGGAUUAGGAGAGACAUGUAUGGGCCCGUGUUGUAACAUAUACGGGAACGGAACUCUGUCGUGUUGGCAGGGAGUGUGCCAACCAUGCUACGAUGACUUCGGUAAAUGGACUUGCAGGGAAUCCCUAGAACAAAUUCUUCUGAUUUCCAGCACCCAGGUGAUAAUGGGCGCGGCGCUCAUCCUGGGGAUCAUAGCCACGUUCAUACUCCUCUACAAACUAUGUGCUACUACAGAUAUAAGGCCCUUCGGAGCAGGAUCUAACAGUGACGGUCGACUGUCAAUUGGAAGUCUACAGUUAUACGUCGACGAACGAUUACGAGACGCUCCUCCAAGAUAUUCUCGGACACCGGCAGCAGGGUCAGCCACAUAUCCUGCCAUAGCAUUUCUCAAUGCUGGAUUUAUACACGACAGCAGCAUUCCGCCUCCGCCAUACACGCCAGAAAACAAAACAGAAGACAAUCACAAUACAGUCAAUCACAUUUGA